GUCCUGCAAAGUGAGGUCCAACUCAGUUUUGUCUCUGCAGCUGAAGACUUAGAAAUGCCAAUUGAUUUCAGCGGAUACUGGAAAAUGAUGAUCAAUGAGAACUUUGAAGAAUACUUGAAAGCACUAGAUGUAAACAUUGCUCUGCGGAAAAUUGCAGUCCUGUUGAAAGCGGACAAAGACAUUACUCAUAAGGGCAACCACAUGAUCAUUAAAACCAUCAGCAGCCUCCGUAAUUACAUCAUGGAAUUCGAUAUUGGCAAAGAGUUUCCUGAGGACUUAUCUGGAAUAGACGAUCGCAAGUGUAUGACUACGGUGAAUUGGGAUGGGGACAGACUUGUGUGUGUACAAAAUGGAGAAAAACGAGGUCGCGGUUGGACUCACUGGAUUGAGGGGGAUGAGCUACACCUGGAACUACGGGUUGAAGAUGUCAAAAGUAAGCAAGUCUUUAAGAAGGUGGAGUGAAGAACAUGACCAGAGGCAAAACGAAAGAAGAGACGUUGACUAAAGCCAGAGAACCUCAACAACUUCUAAACAUUGAAGACUAAAUCCGCUGACAACAUCAGUGGAAACGAUAAACUCGUCACCUUUUCAAAUGUUUCAAGGAAAUGAGACAUUUGAGUCUAAAUCGCUUAGAAAAUUUUGUUGGUAGUGACUUGUCCCAUUGUAUUUCUCUUUGAUUGGUGACUUAUUAUCUUACACAAUUUAGUUCUAAUUUUGUCUCGCUAUAACUAUUGGCACAUCAACCAGCAUUCAGUUCACUGUGUUUCAAUUUGCAGCUCUAUCUCUAUGCUGUGUGUGUUUUUUUUAAUUUCCCCUUUAUCGUGUUCUCCAUUGCUGUGCCGCUUUUCUCUCUUUCCCUUUCCGUAUUUGUUCCUCAGUCUCAAUAGGAUUCUCCUCACUCCUCGCCAGUAAAUAUAAACCAGGAAAUCAUUUACUAACACUGCCUUAUUGGGAAAUAUGAUCUUCAAUCCCCAGUGCCAAUUUGGUGCACUUUAACCUCUGUGCCGCACUUUCCCCUACUUCUCCACGUCGAACCUUGCAAGAUAACACAUCAUAAUUAAAUAUAUGUUAUGGGUCA
Amblyraja radiata (thorny skate) is the source of this 1078-nucleotide messenger RNA. It is a transcript of the gene rbp1.1, whose product is annotated as retinol binding protein 1, cellular, tandem duplicate 1. Lineage: Eukaryota; Metazoa; Chordata; Chondrichthyes; Rajiformes; Rajidae. Bases 55 to 462 code for a protein of 135 amino acids. The transcript is spliced from 4 exons. Gene Ontology annotation, molecular function: lipid binding. The record is from RefSeq and is a predicted model, not a curated record.